AGAAGGCAUUGGUGUGAAGACGGGCUAAAGGGGUGAAGGGGUGAAAGGUCCGGCGCCACCAAAUGGUAGACUUUCGAGCGUGAGGGUCCAGCAGCAGCACCAACAAAGGGCUGACGCCUCAAUAAGUGGCUCUCUUCGUGGAGUGGGCCCCACCCAUCGAGGGGACCGAAGGUAAGAAAGGUUGCGAUCCUCAGUCUCCUUUCUCGUCCCCGUUGGUCAGUACGUGGCUGCCGCGCCCCACGCCCGGCCUCGCCACUCACCACGUCACUCCACUACCGCGGGGCCAUGACUCUCGCCUAACAAGCGUCUAUUAAACCAGUGCUCGGCAGCGGGACAGCGCUAGGGAGUGGCGGCAGAUGCAGCAAUGUAACAGCCCCUGGCGACGCGGCGAGACCAGUGCAGGGAGCCAGACAUCACAUUACCCCUAGUGACGAUGGUGCUGCACUGCGAGAGCAGGAUGCCGCCCCUGGGCUUUGAUAGGGUGGACUGCAUCUCUGCCCCUGACCACUUCCCACCACCUAUGGACGACUACCUGCCCCAGAUGUCCCCCACGCCGUUCAUCCACGUGGUGCGGUGGAGCAAGCUGUGGGGCUGCCUGCCCAUCGCGUACAAGAAAUCAGCCCACUCCUGGUGCCUCAGCCCCUUCCUCACCUUCUGGGUGGUGUGCAUGAUCGGCCUCAACCUGCCGACCUUCUACGACUGUAUCAAGGCCUCGCUGGCCUCAGACGGCCUCAUGCUGUACGUGAUGGUGAUGAUCGUGUGUGUGAUGAGUGUGUCGGCCGUGUCCAUGCAUGUGCUGGCGCUCGUCUACUACGGACAGUGGAUAGACUUCCUCAACAACUGGAUGACGUUCGAGCGGCAGUUCCCUACACUGACGGUGGGCGUGCGUUCCCUGCGUAUCUCGUACCCGCUAUUCAUCGGUUUCUUCCUAUACGUCCUCUUCUUCGUGGUGAACAUUCUGAACGAGCUUCGCUUCAACCUGAUCAACAAUGACGGCGUGUGGCGCAUGCUGUCUCUGGUGUACGUGUACAUCAUCUACAGCUUCACGCUCUCCAUGCCUGUACUGUGGGUGGUCAUGGCCUCCAAGGUGUUCGUGGUGUGCCUCUGCCACAUCAGACACGAGCUGGAGUCCAUCGUGGAGUGUGUCAAGUAUGGCGUCAGCUGCACCAACUCACCAAUCCAGAAAUGCAUCGCCACGGGGGACAUGAACCGCAUGCAGGAGGCAGUGCUGGACCUGGCGCGCCUUAUCGAGAGCUUCAAGAUCAUCAUGGGUCCCUUCAUGCUGAUCAUCGUGCCCCACCACAUCAUCUCCCUCAUCUGCUUCCUCUACUGGACUCUCGUCUCCACCCUAGACUACUCUGACUGGUACUCCCCCCUCAGCUUCAGCCUCCUCUCUGCCCAGGCCAUCAUCCCCAUCUUCUGCGCCGCCAUCUACAGCGAGGACGUGCACACGCAGAAGGAGUCCCUGAUUGAGCCUCUGAUCAUCUUGAAAAGCACCAUGGCUGACGAGACGGCCAAACACAAGAUGGCCACUUUAAUUGACCACCUGGACAGACUGGACGCACAAGUAGAGGGGCGCGGCUUCUUCACCUUAAACAAGAGCAUGGCAACCUCGGUGAGAGCCAAAACCUGGAAUUUACAAGACUUUAGGUGGUGAACACGGUGGUGACAUAUCUGGUGGUGCUAAUCCAGUUCUACGGAGAAGGAAGGAAGCGAUAAAUACUCUCCAACAAUGUCCAUAUAAGAUCAUAAUAUGGACAUUGCUCCCCAAGAAAUCACUGUUGAGGACUUCUUCCCUCCACACACACACACACACACACACACACACACACACACACACACACACACACACACACACACACAUGCAUAUUAACCAGGAUUGCCCAUGUCUGUCGUUGUUAUACAACUCGCUAUCUUAAUAUACUUUCUGAGCAUGGAACAAUUAUUAAGGUGAUCAGCUUCUCAAUGUAGUUGUUGAAAUAUCCUAACAUCGCUUUCCCUUCAUUCACUUAGCACCUGACAGCUGAUCAGCGCACUAUGGUGGCAAAGUGCUGUAAAUUUCAUUCCUUUUAUUAUUUUCUGAUGUUCGUCAACGUAUAAUGUAAAUGUAAAAUUGUUCCUACAAAGGAAAUGUGUAUGUACAAAAUGUCAAAGGUACUCCCACCAUGCACAAAUUUAUCUGUAAGACUUUCUCUCGUUUUACAGUACUACGAGUAGAAUAGUUGUCUUGGCAUAGUUGCUUCAAUAUCUGCUAUUAUGUUGACAAGUGCAGCAAUGCAUUGGUGUAAGGUGUGCAAGUGUUGUCUUCGUAACAUCAUAUUUACUGUAUUAUAGAUGAUAAUGAAUAUAAUCAAACAUUCAAAAUAAAUCAGAACUGUCAAUA
Molecule: messenger RNA, 2383 nt
Organism: Portunus trituberculatus (swimming crab)
Lineage: Eukaryota; Metazoa; Arthropoda; Malacostraca; Decapoda; Portunidae
Exons: 4
Coding region: 434-1657 (407 amino acids)
Biological process (GO): sensory perception of taste
Cellular component (GO): axon; neuronal cell body; membrane
Source: RefSeq, a predicted model, not a curated record